UAGCUUUUUGUUUGUUAUCUUAAAGAAGAAGGCGCCUGAAAGUAGAUAAAACGACGGCAACAAGCAAACCAAACCACCAAGUCACUUUCUUCAUUCCUCCCCUCUCUUCACGCUUCCUUCUUCCAUGGCCACCGUCUCCUCCUCCUCUCCUCCCUGGCCAAACCCCAACCCUACUCCCGACCCCUCAGAUUCCGACUCUUCUCACCAUCGUGGAGACGACACAGACGAGCCUCUCGAUUCCUUCUCCUCCCAAGAUCCCAACCACAAUCCCGAUCCGGUUCCAGACCUCAAUCCUCCUCCUCCUCCUCCGUCGCUCCUCCACCUCUCCUUCAACCAAGACCACGCCUGCUUCGCCGUCGGAACCUCCCACGGCUUCCGCAUCCUCAACUGCGACCCCUUCCGCGAGAUCUUCCGCCGCGACUUCGACCGCGGCGGCGGAGUCGCCGUCGUCGAGAUGCUCUUCCGCUGCAACAUCCUCGCCCUCGUCGGCGGCGUCGGCGGCGGAGGCCCCGAUCCCCCCCAGUACCCUCCCAACAAGGUCAUGAUAUGGGACGAUCACCAGAGCCGCUGCAUCGGCGAGCUCUCCUUCAGGUCCGACGUCCGGUCCGUCCGCCUCAGGAGGGACCGGAUCGUCGUCGUCCUCGAGCAGAAGAUCUUCGUCUACAACUUCGUGGACCUUAAGCUGAUGCAUCAGAUCGAGACCAUCGCGAACCCUAAAGGGCUCUGCGCUGUCUCUCAGGGCGCUGCUGGUGGUGGUGGCUCUAUGGUGUUGGUCUGCCCUGGUUUGCAGAAAGGACAGGUGAGGAUCGAGCAUUACGCCUCUAAGAGGACUAAGUUUGUAAUGGCUCAUGAUUCCAGGAUUGCUUGCUUCGCUCUCACGCAAGAUGGGGCUUUGUUGGCUACGGCUAGCUCCAAGGGGACUCUUGUUCGGGUGUUUAAUACUGUUGAUGGCACUUUGCGCCAAGAGGUUAGGAGGGGUGCAGAUAGAGCGGAGAUAUAUAGUCUGGCUUUCUCUUCGAAUGCUGAGUGGCUAGCUGUCUCAAGUGACAAAGGAACUGUCCAUGUCUUUGGUCUCAAAGUCAACUCCGGCUCUCAAGUGAAAGACGCACCACAAAUUGCAGCUGAACUUACCCGCUCUCCCUCAUCCCCAUCCUCGUCUCUGUCAUUAUUCAAAGGUGUGUUGCCCAAGUAUUUCAGCUCAGAGUGGUCGGUGGCUCAGUUUCGGUUGGUUGAAGGAACUCAGUACAUAGUCGCCUUUGGUCAUCAGAAGAACACUGUUGUUAUUCUUGGCAUGGAUGGGAGCUUCUACCGCUGCCAGUUUGAUCCGGUGAACGGGGGAGAGAUGUCUCAGCUUGAGUAUCACAACUGUCUAAAACCGCCUUCUGUUUUCUAGACGCAAUCUAUUUUCUUUAGUUCCUUUCCUUCCUGUCUAUCUCCGCUACUUAAAAGUGGUGUGAUCAUACGGUGUUAAUGUAUAUAGUUUGUGUGCAUAAUAAUAACACGAAUGAUUUGUAUAUUUUGUAACCUUCACCCAAAAAUGGUUCGUAUAUACUCUCUUUGUACCA
Raphanus sativus (radish) is the source of this 1565-nucleotide messenger RNA. RefSeq names its product autophagy-related protein 18a. Gene Ontology annotation, biological process: protein lipidation; autophagy of mitochondrion; protein localization to phagophore assembly site. The coding region runs from base 125 to 1393 and encodes 422 amino acids. Gene Ontology annotation, cellular component: cytosol; phagophore assembly site membrane; extrinsic component of membrane. Lineage: Eukaryota; Viridiplantae; Streptophyta; Magnoliopsida; Brassicales; Brassicaceae. Gene Ontology annotation, molecular function: protein binding; phosphatidylinositol-3,5-bisphosphate binding; phosphatidylinositol-3-phosphate binding. The record is from RefSeq and is a predicted model, not a curated record. The transcript is spliced from 4 exons.